This is a messenger RNA of Fusarium vanettenii 77-13-4, 2088 nucleotides long. RefSeq lists its product as uncharacterized. Gene Ontology annotation, biological process: lipid metabolic process. The record is from RefSeq and is a predicted model, not a curated record. The transcript is spliced from 3 exons. Gene Ontology annotation, cellular component: cytosol. The coding region runs from base 1 to 2088 and encodes 695 amino acids. Gene Ontology annotation, molecular function: acetoacetate-CoA ligase activity. NCBI's taxonomy places the organism in Eukaryota, Fungi, Ascomycota, Sordariomycetes, Hypocreales, Nectriaceae.
AUGUCAAUCGAUAAGCUGGCUCCAUCCGCUGCGGCGCCUCCGGACGACAAUGUGCUCUGGAGGCAUCCGAAUCCCGAGUCGACUCCGAUGUGGGAGUUUCUUCAGCAUGUCAACAAGAAGCACAGGCUAAGCUUAGAUGGCUACCCGGCAUUGUACAAGUGGUCCAUUGACGAGGUGGCUUUGUUCUGGGAGGAAGUUUGGCACUUUGUGGGCAUCACGGCGUCUAAGCCGUUCGACAAGGUUCUUCCUUCUAACGCUCCCAUGUAUCCUCGUCCCGACUUCUUCUCAACUGCUCGUCUCAACUUUGCCGAGAACCUCCUCUUUCCCGCAACAUCUCCACUUCCCGAACCGGAUUCUCCAGCCGUCAUCACCGUUACCGAGCUCUCCGGCUCCACGGUGACAACUUCAUGGGCUGAGCUCCGAGAAGCCGUUCGCCGCUGCUCCAAUGCCCUGCGCGCGGCGGGCCUCAAGCCCAAUGACGUUGUCGCGGGCUUCGUAUCUAACCAUGUCGAGGCGCUUGUCGCGAUGCUCGGCGCUGCCGCAAUUGGCGCUAUCUGGACUGGAAUCAGUCCUGAUAAUGGCGUUUCGGCUGUUUUGGACCGUCUAAACCAGAUUGCGCCAAAGGUCCUGUUCGCUGAUAACGGCGCUGUCUACAAUGGCAAGGAGUGGUCCAGUGUCUCAAAGACGACCGAGAUUGUGAGCGCUCUGAAGGGCAAUGGACUUGAGACCGUGGUUGUUAUCAACAACAUCAGCGCAGGGGGGCUUGGUCUCGAGGAGAUCAGCAAGCAAGGAGUUUCGGCGGUCGAGUAUGCCAAGUUCCUCGACUCAGCCUCUGACGAGGCGGUAAAAUUUGAGCAGCUCCCUCCAUCGCACCCUCUCUAUGUCCUCUACUCGAGCGGUACUACUGGACUUCCCAAGGCCAUUGUGCAUACGGCACUUGGUACGCUCCUGCAGCACAAGAAGGAGCAUCUGCUUCACUGCUCGCUCACUUCAUCGUCCAGGAUGCUCUACUACACCACGACCUCGUGGAUGAUGUGGCACUGGAGCAUCGGUGCCCUUGCAGUCGGCGCUACAGUCAUCGUCUACUCUGGCUCGCCCUUCCGCCCUCACUCUCACCUCUCUAUCCCACGUCUCCUUUCCGAGUUUGAGGUUACUCACUUUGGUACUUCGGCCGCCUACUUGACUGCCCUUGAGGCCAACAACGUCUACCCUAUCCGCGACAAGUCCAUUGACCUUUCCAAACUCCAGGCCAUCUACUCGACUGCCUCGCCUCUACCUCCUUCCACCUUCAAGUUUGUCUACGAGGCUUUCCCGAAGCACAUCAACCUCGGCUCCAUCACCGGAGGCACAGACAUCAUCUCCCUCUUCGGUGCGCCCUGUCCACUCCUCCCUGUGCGUGUCGGUGAGAUUCAAUGUGCCGGUCUUGGUAUGGCUAUUCGUGCCGUCGACUCUGUCACGGGAGAACCGAUCCCGGCUGGUGAGCCUGGCGACCUCCUCUGCGUCAAGCCCUUCCCGUGCCAGCCCCUGACUUUCUUCGGCGCCAACGGCGAGGCCAAGUAUAAAUCGGCCUACUUCGAUCGGUUCGAGAAUGUUUGCGGUGUAGAUGGACCAGUAUGGCACCACGGUGACUUUGUGCGAAUCCCCGACCCUGGAACGGGAAGCCUCGUCAUGCUGGGUCGAUCAGACGGUGUUCUGAAGCCCUCGGGUGUGCGAUUCGGAUCAGCCGAGAUCUACAACAUCCUCACACGCUUCUUUGCCUCGGAGGUCGAGGACGCUGUAUGUAUUGGACGCCGGAGAGAAACAGACACAGACGAGACGGUGUGUCUCUUUGUGGUGAUGGUUCCCGGGCAAAAGUUUGGUGAUGACCUGCGCACACGCAUCAAGGCCAAGAUCAAGGCCGAGCUGAGCCCACGACAUGUCCCAGGCGUCGUGGAGGAGUGUGGCGGAGGUGUGCCCAAGACGGGCAACGGCAAGAAGAUCGAGGUGGCAGUCAAGCAAAUUCUUUCUGGUCUCAACGUCAAGACCAAUGCGAGCGUUGCUAACCCAGAGGCGCUGGAGUGGUUCAGGGAAUGGGCAAGUACACACUAG